GGAAAUAUCACAAUGCUGUAUCUUAAUCUUAAUUUUUCAGGGAUGGUUACGAUAAAAAAUGAGACUAAUAUAAUGGUUAAAAAUGCCAUCGACAUCAUCUUUAGCGGUCUUUCCUUCUGGCUUUUUGGAUUUGGCUUAAGCUUUGGUGUGGAUGAAGGUACGAACGCUUUCACAGGGGUCGGGUAUUUUCUCACAGAGGUUCCUAUCGAAAAAGGUGCAGUAUAUUCAAUGUACUUCUUCCAAAUGGCGCUUGCUUCGACAGCGACAACCAUUGUCUCUGGAGCAAUGGCCGAACGGACGAAUCUCAAAGCUUACAUGCUGUAUUCCUUUGUGAGCACGCUCUCCACGUGUUUUCCAACUCACUGGAUUUGGGGCAAGAAGGGGUUACUCAAAGAACUCGGAGUCAUUGAUAUCGCUGGAUGCUCAGGAGUGCACCUGGUUGGCGGAGCCGCAGGGCUGGCUGCUGCUGUCAUGCUCGGACCCAGGCUGGGGCGUUUUGAUGACAACAAAAAAAGACCUCAACCGUGCUCCAUGACUAAUGUGUUGCUUGGGACGUUCAUGCUGUGGUGGGGCUGGCUGGGGUUCAACUGUGGCAGCACUUUUGGAAUCAGUGGAGGUAAGUUGGUUAGUUCUUAUUUUGUUUGAUCCGGCUGAUCCGUGCAAAACGUGCCGAGUAGAAAGUUAAAAAAGGUCUAGUCUGACUCGGGCCAAGUGGUCCAUGACGCCGGAGUUUAUCACGGUUGCCGAGCGGAAACCUUCAGACCAGGAUAAUUCUUAAAGAAUGUCUCGAUGUGCCUGCCAGUUCUCAAAACUUACAUCAACAGUAGAUGUAUGAUAAUUAGUGAUGAGAUUUGAUUUUUCGAGAUUAUGACUCACACUGGUAGCAAAAGCGGGCGAGUGGCACACUAUAAUGAUUGAAUAAAUCAGCCAUGUCUGCUCCUGUAUUUUUUUAAGUUAGCAAAUGCUAAAUAAACCUUGUUAUUUCUCUUAUUAGCAAAAUGGAAGUUAGCCUCGCGAGCAGCGGUCAUCACCCUGAACGGCUCAAUCGGUGGUGGAAUCUUGGGCAUUGCGUACAGCUACAUCCGCGACGCCGAGACUCUGGAUGUCCCGACAUUCGUAACUGGUGUCCGCGGGGGCUUGGUGUCAGUGACUGGCAUUUGUGCUCUGGCCCGGCCGUGGGAAGGACUGGUAAUAGGAGUCUUUGGCGGGCUGUUCGCAUGCCUGCUGUCUGACGCCAUGAUCAAAUUAAAGAUUGAUGAUCCAGUGAAUUGCGUUUCUACUCAUGCUGGGUCAGGAGUAUGGGGCAUGAUCGCCGUGGCUUUGUUUGUGGAACAAGAGAAAACAGAAGGUUUUGCUGAGGAGAAAGGACUUUUUAAGGUGCUGCUUAAUCACAGUGCACAUGUGUAGAGCGGAUUACCUUUACCUUGUGUAGUUUGUUCAAGCUUGCUGACUUGGUUUGA
This is a messenger RNA of Orbicella faveolata, 1460 nucleotides long. RefSeq names its product putative ammonium transporter 3. Gene Ontology annotation, molecular function: ammonium channel activity. Gene Ontology annotation, cellular component: plasma membrane. Lineage: Eukaryota; Metazoa; Cnidaria; Anthozoa; Scleractinia; Merulinidae. Gene Ontology annotation, biological process: ammonium transmembrane transport; ammonium homeostasis. The record is from RefSeq and is a predicted model, not a curated record.